AUGCGCAGCGGCAAAAUGCAUCAGUGUCUUCUCGCCACCCUUGCGUCCCUCGCCGUGGCGGCCGCCCGACCGGGCGAGUUCCAGCCAUGGCACGUCUGGUGCAAUACGCUCAACACCAACGACGUGGACCAGACAUGCUACUGCAACAAGUACUGGGAAGCCGGCUGGAACGGCACUGAUGAUGUGUAUCAGUACAGCAUCGGCAUGGAGCUCAAGACGCAAGAGCACCUCGACUCGGCGAGCAACCUGUUCGCCGGCAUAGAGAACGCCGUCCGAACGGGCCAGAGUUCGUUUUCGGCCAAUGUCAAGGCGUUAUAUCAACGGACGGAGCAGACUCGCAAGAUGACCGUGGAGGUCAGUGGCAUGGAGGGCCGGGACUGGCCCGAACUCUACAGAGUGGGCGCCAUCCGCGCAUUCAGGCGCGGCACGUACGAGAGGGGCCGGCUCGUCGGGAACAUGAAGUGGUAUAUCCGAUCAGAUACCAAGUACUGGAAAUGGACUCCGGAAGAAUGCUGGAGCGACAAAAAAUGCGGCGAAUUCAACCAGUGUCCCUACGACGAGGGGGGGUACAUGUCCAUAGGUGUGGGUGAGCAGGUCUAG
This is a messenger RNA of Drechmeria coniospora, 600 nucleotides long. RefSeq lists its product as uncharacterized. NCBI's taxonomy places the organism in Eukaryota, Fungi, Ascomycota, Sordariomycetes, Hypocreales, Ophiocordycipitaceae. The record is from RefSeq and is a predicted model, not a curated record. Bases 1 to 600 code for a protein of 199 amino acids. The transcript has a single exon.